This is a messenger RNA of Aspergillus fijiensis CBS 313.89, 1554 nucleotides long. RefSeq lists its product as uncharacterized. NCBI's taxonomy places the organism in Eukaryota, Fungi, Ascomycota, Eurotiomycetes, Eurotiales, Aspergillaceae. The record is from RefSeq and is a predicted model, not a curated record. The coding region runs from base 74 to 1300 and encodes 408 amino acids. The transcript has a single exon. Gene Ontology annotation, molecular function: protein binding.
CGCGUGUCCAUCCCAUUUCAUCGCCCUUAUUCACCUGCAUCUGUACCAGAAUUACCAGAGGACUCACGGCAUCAUGAAGGGCUUGAAAGACUGGCUCUCCCGGCCACUUCAACUCUUCUUACGCAGCCGCCGCCCACACGAAAAGCGACUUUCUGGCCUAGAACUGUUACCGCUUGAACUUUUACUCCAUAUCACAAGAUUUUUGGCAAUCACCGACAUCGUCUGCUUAGGUCUGUGCAGCCGAACGCUAUAUGGCUUCGUGACAGGUCUCUGCGAUCUCAACCCAGUGCAACGCAACAAAUCGAUAGCUAUUUCUGCCCUCAGCAGACUAGUCCGAGACCUCCCUCGGAUGUUCUGCUGCCACUAUUGUGCAAGAUUGCAUCCUAUAACCGACGUCCGCCCCCCAGCAGUUGAUCAGAUUAUCUUCACAAAAUGCCCGGACCUGGGAGCUCCAUAUCUGUACCGGGGUGAUGGUCCACUGCCUUCGCUAUGGUGGUUCUUUAGGGUCCACGGUCUGCCCAGCGGAUACAGAUUCCAACACUGCCACCUGGUAGCCGUGCUGCAGAAUCACACUUUUGGCGGCUGCUUGGGGAUAGAUUCUGAGUCAUUGGCCUACACCGAGGUGGUUGACGAUCCGGCCGAUCCCGCCAGAACGACUCUGUUGUCAGUGGAAGGACGGGUCUACGUGCCUGCUGGAGCUGGCCCGACACCACCAUCGCUAGUUCUGCAGAUACAGCAGUGGGUAUUAUUUGAUGAUGACGACGUCGUCUUCUCCGACAGGGACAAUGAUGUUUCUCUUUCAGUGUUCCAGCAUCGGUUCAUUUGCGAAGCGCAGGAGCUGGACACUGCGGUGGUAAUGGACGCCAUUCGAUCUGUUGUCCAGCAGCGGGGAUUCUCUUCUCUGGACGAGCAACCGUCGGCCGCUACGGAGUGUAUGCGGUGCCCAAUUUGCGAGGUCGAGUUCCAGAUUGCCCUUGAGGACUGUGGCAAGGAUGGAAAAGCAGUGAUCAUUACCAAAUGGCUAGACCUUGGGGCGGGAAUGGAUCUCGAAGAUCCAAAGUGGAAGAAGAAGGCGACUUCCGAAUACCCUGGGCCUCGGGGAGGGCUUGAUCCAGCGAUGGCGAGCUCGGGGGAGGUGCGUCGCUUGUUUUGUGAAAGCUCUGUUCAAGAGAGUGACCCUACCCGGCGAAACAAAUCAUACUUGGUUGGGAAGCGAUACCGUCGCGCAAUGUGCAAGAGUGGAUGGGAUUUCUUGUACUAUACUACUCCUUCCAUCGCUAGUCGUGGACCAAGGACUUGAAGGAGAGACCUGCUGCUGUCAAUGAGAUCUACCAGUAGCCCUCCAGUAGCACUCCGGUAGUACUUCGGUGGUUAUCGAAACUCGCCCCUGCCACUCGGAUGGGCAACCACCAAGUCGGGAAGGAAGGAAUCUAUACAGGUUGUCCAGAAUGGAAGGAACUGACCCAGGUCGGAAAUCAGCGACUAUCUCAGCUCCCCCGCGCUCUUCUCGACUUCUUCUUUUCUCUCCUCUUCUCUCUUCACCAAACUCACCAC